Messenger RNA from Lobosporangium transversale, 4877 nucleotides. RefSeq lists its product as hypothetical. Bases 138 to 4772 code for a protein of 1544 amino acids. The transcript is spliced from 5 exons. Gene Ontology annotation, cellular component: nucleus. Gene Ontology annotation, molecular function: single-stranded DNA binding; DNA endonuclease activity. Lineage: Eukaryota; Fungi; Mortierellomycota; Mortierellomycetes; Mortierellales; Mortierellaceae. Gene Ontology annotation, biological process: nucleotide-excision repair. The record is from RefSeq and is a predicted model, not a curated record.
UCUACAUUGUCCACCAUCUUACCUCAACACCUCAACUCAACUGUUUUCUUCAGAGCAUGCUAUAGUCUUCAUUACACUUUCCUCAGUCUUCUCGUCCAUAGUUUCAUCCAUCAUCAUCCGACAGUGGGACAUUAAUUAUGGGUGUGAAGGGCCUUUGGGAGCUGCUGCAUCCAGUUGCACGCCCCAUCAAACUAGAAAAUCUAUCCAACAAGUAUUUGGCUAUUGAUGCCAGCAUCUGGUUACAUCAGUUUCUUCGGGGUAUGCGCGACAAAGAAGGGCAGGUUAUGGGGAACGCACACAUCAUUGGGUUCUUCCGCAGGAUAUGUAAGCUUUUGUACUACGAUAUCAAGCCCAUCUUUAUCUUUGAUGGCGGCACGCCUGCAUUGAAGCGCCUCACAAUCCAAGAGAGGCGCAGACGUAAGAAGCAUGAUGCAAAUAUGGUGAAACGUACGGCUGAGAAACUUUUGGCGGCACAGCUUCGGUUACGUGCACUAGAACAACGCAAGGCAACACGGAAGAAAAAGACAAGGGACAAAGAAAGCAAGCAGGAUGAGGCCAUACAUGAUUCUGACAAGGAUCCAAUGUACUUGCAGGAGCUACAGAAUGGAGAUUUAAGUCCUGAAGAGAGAGCAGUUAUGAUUAGUGCCAUCAAACCAGGGAUCGAUGCAGCGGUGACCAGCGGGAGCCAGGCGAAAAGGAAUAAAGAUAAAUACCUGCUCCCCCCUAUGGAGGUCGAUUUUGAUACGCUCUCCAAGAUUCGAAGCAACGAUGAGCGUUUUGGCUAUGAUAUUGAUGAUGAUGUGAGUCGAUUCCUGAAUGAAUUCAAGAAGGAAGAUGGCGUCGCUAAUAUUGACUCGGAUGUUUUCAAAGCUCUUCCAUCAGAAAUGCAGUACGAAAUUUUGCAUGAUAUUCGCCUGCGCUCUAGAGUAACGUCUUAUGAGCGUGUGCAAGACAUGGUUCGGUCAUCAAAUACGCCUAUGGACUUUUCAAAGCUACAGAUUCAAGGGGUCAUUCGUCGCAAUAAUGUAACACAUAAGCUGCUCACAGUAAAUCAGGCUGUUAAUAAGAUGGAUGAAGUUGCAAAGCCUGGUAGAAUUGCUUCGCAACGGAAUCGACAGUAUGUCUUGAUCAAAAAUGAGGAUGGAGGAUGGGUCUUGGGUGGCAGGAAGCCAACAACAGGAGCGACUGCCGAUAAGCCCGUACAACUAGAUUCUGAUGAAGACGAGGACAAAGACAAUAUCGAAAUCAAAGAUGAAGAUGGUUGGGAGAGCGAAAGUGAAGAGGACAAUGAUGUCGAAUUUGAGGAGGUCAAAAUCUCUCGAGUGGAGCCCACCAUAAAGUCAGAAGAGCCUAUAAAUGCAAUAGCCCCCAAGAAAACUGUCGACAUUAAUGACAGUAACUUACUUAUAAAUCAUCUGGAAGCGUAUGUGGAUGAAGAUGAGUCGAUUGAGAAGGUUAUGGCCAAGUUUGCAGAAGUCGAAAACGAAGCUGCUAGGAAGUUAUCUGCAGACCCUAUACCAACACGUCCUGGAGAUGGGUUCCCUGGAAGUUUGGAUGAAGAAAGCGGGCAGCAAUUGGUCGGCGAAAAGGAUACCGUCCAAAUUCAGGAUGCAACAAGCCGUCAUUUGGUGGGAAGAGACUUAAGGUUGAAAAAGGACCACCAUUGGUCCGAGGCGCUCACUGGAACCGAAGAGAUUGAAUCUAUGGAUACAGUACACUCCUUGGAUGCGCAGUACUCAGACAAUGCUGCGGACUAUGACGACACGGCAGAAAUGAUUGAGGACGAGCAAACAGGUGAUAUCGUGACCAGGAAGGUAUAUAAUACAAGACGCCAAGGUGGGGCGUAUGAGCCAGGCAGAAGGGCGCUUCCUAUUACGGAGGAGGCAGAGCUCGACAAUCAGGCAUUUCACGGCUACUGGACAGGGUAUACGCCCGACUGCUUUAAGAUCAAACACGAAGAUUACGAAUCCAAGAUCAGAAGCUCUAUUUAUGAGUGGAACGAGGAAACUAUCCGUGUAGAGGUUCACUCUGCAACGAGAAAACUCGAAAAAUCAAGCGUCAAUGAUACCGUUGGUGUUGAAGCUCUUAAAUUUUGGAAGGCAUUUUUGGAGUCUUUGCUUCAUCGACUGCAGGCAAGGCGUGUCCACAUCGCCCAAAACGUACCUGUGAAUUCUUCAACUGGCUUAACAAUCGAGCGUAAGAGCCGACUUUCACGGACGAUCUUACUGGAAGAUGAUGAUGAUGACGGAAAUAAUAUAGAUAAUUUAAAGAGAGUGAGUGCGGAAGAUGAGCCUAUGCGGCGCCAGAAGUCUGCAACACCCAUCAGCCCUGCAGAUGUAGGCAGCAUAUUAACUCCAACAAUCGCCAAUGAGUCGUCACUUUCAUUAAUUGCAAACCAGGAAAAUCCGGAGACAAUGAUACUAUCCACUGAACAAAAAGUGCCCCUCGAGCUGCCAACAAUUUCUCAGCGCCCUAUUCUUGAUUUCAGCUCAUCGAUUUUGAAGCGCCGUGUCCCCAGCAUCAUCUCAGACGAGGUUGAAAUAGGGACGUGUGCUGAGGAUUCCAUAGUAAAGCCAGCUUCUGAAGUAUAUUUUGAGCCGCUAGAGGAUUCAGUAAAGGAAGCUUCGGUUGAAGAAGAGACCACAAUGGGCCCUGUAAUCGAAGCCUCCACUAGUAGUUCUGCAUUGGAGAGCGAAAACAAAUCGACCAUUGAGGUGCACUCUGAGCCUGUGAGCGAUGAAAUGGACAAUAAACUGGCUGAGGAUACUCUGGUUGAACGCCGAGAAACAUCGCCUCUGCCGGACAAGGAAGUUGAAGAAAUCAGUUCCAAUUUGGUUUUGGCAGGAGAGCUUGACAACGAGGAAGAGGAGGACAAGGACGAAGAUGAAGCUCAUGAGAUGAACUUGGAGGACGAGGAGCAAAAUUUCACUAAAUUAUUCCCUGACAUGGCCAAUUUACCGGGUGUAGUAAAUCCCAGGGAGGCAUCACCAAUCGCGUCAGCUGUUGAAUCCUCGCAAUUAACACUUAGUGUGGAAGAGAAGGAGGCAUUGGAUCAGCAAGAAGCGAAAAAGAUGUUUGAAGAAACGAGGCGAUUGGAAAGUGAAAUCAAGGUUUUACGGGAUCAACAUCGAAAACACCAACGAGAUGCAGACGAUCUAACAGAAGGUAUGGUAGCCGAGACUCAAAUGCUCUUACGGCUUUUUGGUAUUCCAUACCUUGUUGCUCCCAUGGAAGCAGAGGCUCAAUGUGCUGAUCUCCAACUACGAGGUGUUGUUGAUGGUAUCUUGACGGAGGAUAGCGAUGUCUUCCUCUUUGGGGGAGCUCGCGUUUUCAAGAAUAUGUUCCGAGAAGAGAAGUUUGUGGAGUGCUAUUUGAUGAGUGACAUCGAACGUGACCUUGGUGUCGGAAGAGACCGAUUGGUGGCAUUAGCUUAUCUCCUUGGAAGCGACUACACGGCAGGCAUCAAAGGCAUUGGCCUAAUUACCGCAAUGGAGAUCAUUCGACUGUUCCCAAAGCUGGAAAACUUUGCACGAUGGUGGAGAGGCGAGCAAUAUAAAAUGGAAGGGGUUGGCGACGCUAACAAGGGCGAUAGUGAUGGCGGAUUGACAGAGAUGGAACUAGAUUCAAUCGAUGAAGUAGCCCUUGAGAAACUCGCGAAACAAUGUAGAAAGAUCCAUAUACCACCGACAUUUCCAGAUCCUCAUGUCGCAGAGGCCUAUAUUCAUCCAUUAGUAGAUGAUGACCCAGCCAAGUUUCAAUGGGGGAUCCCAGAUUUGGAUGGCUUACGUGAUUUUCUUCGUAAAUCAUUAGGAUGGGACCGCAGUGAGGUUGAUCGAGUCCUGUUACCCAUAAUUCGGCAAAUGUCAAGUAAACAACACCAAACUCAAACCUCAUUGGAUAGCUUCUUCGAUGCGUCUGUCGGAACCGGCGGCUUUCAAUCACCUGCCAGGAAAAUUGUGCACAAGAGCACGCGCUUGAAGAAAGUUGUUGAUCGAUUAACGGGGCAUGACCUACAAAAUGAAGGGAAAGGUGAUAACAAACCGAUUAAGAAACCUUCGACUAAGCGAAAGUCUACAACUUCCGAAAAGGACAAGUCUCCUGCUAGUACUAACAGUGAGGAUGUGGUCAAUGACUCAGAAGUCACCAAACAAGUGGCAAACAACAAUAUGUGCGACGAGGACAAUGUCGAUGAUGAUGAAGAGGGCUUUGUGGAUGAAUUGGAGAAGAAAAAGCGAAGGACUAGCCGGAGCAAGGGCAUAAGGAGCACACAAACUAAGGUUCCUGAGGCGGUUGUUGCUGCUAAACGCCAACUUCAAUCCAAAAAUGUGAAUGUUAAACUGGCAGAGCGUAAGCGAAACCAUGCGGCUAUAACCAAAGCCCCAUUAGCAUCCAAGGCGACAUCCACAAAUACAGAGAAUAACAAUGAUGAGCAUAUCAUAAAUAGCAAACGUGCUAAACAAGGGUCUGAUACCGAGGAUAGUGGUAGUGACGAGGACCAAGACAAUUCUACGCUUAGUCACUGGGACCUGCUUGCAGAGCAGCAGCGCAAACGAUUGUCACAGGACCAGGAUCAGGAUCAGGAACGGGAACAGUCCCCAAGAAAGGGGAACACGGCAUUCGGUGUAGCUUCAUCAUUGACAGCGAUGGUUUCGGCUUCGAACGUCGCACGAUAUGGAUCAAGCUUCCGAAAUAAAGAAACUGGCGGUGAUGGCUCAAAGUCUGGGAAGCGUACAGCACAGGGCGUCAAAAAGGGGAGGGUCUCUAAAAGAUAGUCGUCUACAAUAUGUAAUAUGAAAAAGUAUGUCUUUUUAUUAUAGACAUCAUAAGAACAUACAGAUUUAUUAUUAUUAUUAUAAACAUUUUUGAUGACUCACUGG